CCGGUAUAAAAACAGCUGCGUCCUUUGCUCGGCCACCAUUUUGAGAUUUACUCACGCUCCAGUUAGUCUCGCUAGUAAUCUCAUCGUCAUUGUUUAAACAUGAGCGACCAGCUUUGCAAACUUUUCGUCGGUGGACUCAACGUGGACACCGACAGCGAUGGCCUGCGCAAGCAUUUCGAGAAGUACGGUACGAUCACCGACUGCGUUGUCGUCGUGAACAAGCAGCUGCAACGGUCCCGCUGCUUCGGCUUUGUGACCUACUCCACGACGGAGGAGGCUGACGAAGCCAUGAAGGCCAGGCCGCACACCGUCGACGGUAACGCCGUCGAACUGAAGCGCGCCGUGGCGCGAGAGGACGCGAACAAACCAGAGGCCCUCGCCAAGGUGAAGAAAGUCUUCAUCGGUGGCCUGAAAGACGAGAUCGAGGAGGAACACCUGAUCAACCAUUUCAGCCAGUACGGCGAGAUCGAGAAGGCCGAAGUCAUCUCGGAGAAGGAGACCGGGAAGAAACGAGGCUUCGGCUUUGUCUAUUUCGCCGAGCACGACGCAGCCGACAAAGCCGUUGUGGUGAAAUUCCACAACAUCAUGGGACACAAAGUUGAGGUAAAGAAAGCCCUCUCCAAGCAGGAGAUGCAGGCCUCAGGCAGAGGCGGCAUGUCGAUGGGCGGCCGGCCGGGCAGAGGCAUGAGAGGAAAUCAAAAUGGCUACGGCGGCAGGGAGUAUGGCGGAAACUACAACUACGGAAAUGGCGGAGGCUACAACUGCGGCGGUGGUGGCGGCUACGGAGGAUACGGCGGCUAUGGGGGCGGCUAUGGAGACCAGGGCAGUGGAUACGGUGGUGGAAACGGCUACAACGAGUUUGGAAGCGGUUAUGGCCAACAUUCAUCCGGCUAUGGUCCCAUGAAGGGGGGCCCCUUCGGUCACCAGAGGAGCGCUGCUCCCUACAGCAGAGGCGGCGGCAGUGGCUACCCGAGGGGGGGCUAUGGCGGCGGCGGCUACUAGAUGACACUUCUGAGCGGAAAAUCGACCACCCAUCCCCCCCACAGCCACUACAUAAACCCCCAACCUGGAUUCGAACGCCAAAUUCAAAAUCGGUUACGGGGCGUCUGCCGUGAACCAACCAUGGCAGAGAUCAGGACACAAAGAAUCCCCACUAACCUCAAAAACCCAAACAGGUUGCUAUGGUAACCUGGGCAUGAGGACAUCACCCUGAAAACUAUUGGGGUGCGUGUCUCACCGCUGGCGGGGACCAAGAUCUUGUGUCUUCUCCCACAGGUGAAGUUUCACAUGGGAUUCCUCUGUGCUCAAAAUGAGUUUGAAUGUGUACAGGUUUUAAUCUUUUUUUAAAAUUAUUUUUUACAAUGGUAUUUUUAUAAAACGGUGCUCGGGUGCAGUGAGUCAUGGCACUACUGGUGACCUGGCCCUGCAGGUGAUUCCUAAUUCCUAUUUUGGAUAUUGAGUGUGAAUGAUUUAUAUAUAAAAAAUUAUACUGGCCCAAACGGGCUGAUAUUUUAAAUAAAGUAAAUUUGCAACAUGAGCCAAUUCAGUUGUCUUCUGAAGUCUGAUUUAUCCAAUCAGCUGGACUGAUUUUUUUAAAAUGUUAGAAUUGAUUUUAGGGAAUUUUAAUCUCUGGAUGGACAUGUGACUUGAGUCACAGAUGUACUCUUAUUUUGAUGAAAAACUUAAAUAAAGUUAUACCUGACUGUGUGACUUA
This is a messenger RNA of Solea senegalensis (Senegalese sole), 1714 nucleotides long. RefSeq names its product heterogeneous nuclear ribonucleoprotein A0-like. The record is from RefSeq and is a predicted model, not a curated record. Lineage: Eukaryota; Metazoa; Chordata; Actinopteri; Pleuronectiformes; Soleidae. The coding region runs from base 100 to 1002 and encodes 300 amino acids. The transcript has 2 exons. Gene Ontology annotation, molecular function: RNA binding.